Molecule: messenger RNA, 3303 nt
Organism: Symbiodinium natans
Lineage: Eukaryota; Dinophyceae; Suessiales; Symbiodiniaceae
Source: the annotation of a GenBank genome assembly
AUGGACCAAGACGAGGCGGAAGUGCACUGUUUGAAAGGAGAUCCUGUCGCAUACUACCUGGCGCCAGUUGCAGUGCACCUGAGCAACUUCUCGCGCGUUUUGCUCAUGUUCCCAGAUUGGGUUGCCUUUGAAGAUGUUUGUGUUGACUUGGCAUGGUUGCGAGAUGGAACCAGCGCCUUCUUUCAUGCAGGCAGUGCGCGUGUACGGGACCUUGCAUACUAUCCGCGGGCAUGGUUGUCUGCUGGCCUCUCCGAGCUCGAAGAAGAGUCGGAAGAGUGGGAGGUGGACGAGUCUGUACUUUUCCUGGACAAGGCCCAGUGUCCGUCCGGUGCUUUGGUGGUGUUGGAUCUAGUUUCCAGCAACGUCCGCACCGGUCUUUUUCCAUGUGGCACGCAAGCAUACUGGCGUGUGGCAUGGGAGCUGGCAGGCUGUUCCUGGACCUUUUCUCGCUUCCUGCCUGCACUUCUCGGUUUCACUACAGAUGGUGACUUCAUGGGGUGCGGGCGCGGCGCUCGAGACACUUCUGAUGGACGUUUGCUUGGGGUACAUGUUCAGUGGGCAAAAUACUAUUGGUUGAGUCGACCGUCCCGGCAUGUACCCAUAGUUGUGGACCAGGCUUUGCUGACACUGGGUCCUGUGUGGGAUGCGGAGAACAGCAGGUUGCUUGCGAUUGGCUUCAUGAACUAUGCGAAUUUCCACUUUGUGCGUUAUGCGAAUUGCAGCCAGUGCUCCUUGAUGCACCUGAGAGAGGUCAUGAAGGGGUCCUUCUCUUCAUGGGUGGCCGUGUGGUCAGAUGCUUGGAGGGAGGCUUUCACCGCUGUCGCGAGCUGCCCGGAGGACGGCAUCGAUGUGUGCUGGGCUGCGCCUGAUGCACAGAGCUGUCCUCCACGCCCCUGCACCUUGGUGGGAGUGACAGAGGCCGAUCUGGAGGCUCCUUGGGAGGAGCCCCUGGAUGUUCACGAGCUGCCACUACCGUUGCCACAGAGCGUCGAAGAGCUCUGGGCCCACACGGGCUAUGCAAAGGCCCAGCACUGGCAACGGCUGCUACGCCUCUGCUGUGAGCACACUGAGUCCAUAGAGCCCAUCCCCAUAGCAACCUCUGAGAUCUCCAACGUGGCGGGCCCUACACGGGUUCCUGACAGCUUGGAGGGCUGUGAUAAUGCCAGCACCAGGGUCUCUACACACCUGUCGGAGAUCGUGAAGCUCUUUGGCUCCUUGGCAGAGCUGGUCGUGGCCACCUUGGAGGUCCCCGAAAGCAAGGAGGAGCUUGCUGUGCUGUGGCAGCUGGUGGAGGGUCAAGCGCAGCAACUGCAGUCGAAUGACCCUGUAGCGCCUGUGUUCCUGAAAGCCGCCGUCGCCCGAUUUUGGAACAGCUUCAGGGUUUCCCGCAUCCGUGCGGCCCUUCUCGCUGAGCCUUUGGACUAUGGGGAGCUGUGGGCGGCCGUCUUCCACUUCAGUGCACAGAGCAGCGUUUGGUUCAGUCUCCUCCAUGGUGCGCAAAUCGAGUCCGGAACCUGCCGUGCUCGCAUUGCGGGCCCUGCGAGCGGUCCUGCGAGCGGCCCUGCGAACGGCAUCCCCAUGCCGGGCAUGUCUGCAGCGCGCCUGGCGCCAGGGCUUGGCUACGAGAUUCCCAUGGCGUUCUCCCGGCUGUUGAAGCAUUUGGUCGAAGAUGUAGGCGGCGAGGGCUUCAAGAACUUCAAGCUCCGCGCUGUGGCAGUCGGGAGCGGCGGGAGCGGGUUCUUACCUUUCUCUGAGGCUUUACUCUCAGAGCCUCGCCUGGAGCUCCUCAUCGUCGAUGCUUCUGAGCAUGCGAAGCAGGUUGCGCGGUCCCUCCUGCCGAAGCAAAACACUGGUUCCAGGCGGCUGGCGCCGCUUUGGGGAAAACGCCAAGUCCUCAUGUCCACCGACAGUGUCACUGCCAGCUCAUGGAUUCAAGAUGCCUCUCUGGAUCUGGUUUGCAUCGAUGCUGACCACAGCUAUGAUGCCAUAAAGGCUGACCUUUUAGCCUGGGCACCCAAACUUCGCAAGGGAAGAAUUCUUAGUGGCCUGGGCUACAGCAGCUCUUUCCCAAAUGUGGUCCACGCGGUGCGCGAGUUCGUCGAUGGCAACACUCACAUGUUCUGGUUGGGACCUGUCUUCAUGAUUCAUGGAACUGCAACCGAAAACAUAAACAAGUUCGCGGGCUACGUGUAUCUGUCGCAGCUGCUGCGCAACCUCUGCAGAAUCGGGGCAGACGUGAGAGUAAGUCCUCGGCCUGUCGAGGCUGCCACGCAGCUCUGUGGCUUGGUGAAGGCGGGCCAGGCAUCCUUCCAGCAGGCAGAGAUUCGGCGCGUGGAGGGGAUCCUGGACAACUGUGAGGCCCAACGGGGUGUUGCAGGAUGGCUCCGCUUCGCUGCCGCUGAAGCCCAGCGCCUCUGGCUGGAAGCCAACGAAGACCUCGAGGUUCGUGAGCGCCGGCUCCAGCGCGAAAGGGCCAUUCACGAGGUACGUGAAUCUCAGCGCCAGGAGCAGCAGCAGCGAGCGCAGGAAGCGCUACAGGCGGCCGAGGAGCUCAGGCUUCAAGGCAACGAUGCUUUUCGGCAGGGCCAACUCCCUGGCAACGCUGCAGCGAAGCAGCACCUCCUGCAGGCCGUGGAGCUUUAUGCCGAGGCCAUCUGCGCGCUUUCCAGGUGCCUUGACGCCGGACUGGCGCAGGUGCCCGAUCUGGCUGCCGAGGUUACCCGCCAGCGAGGGCUGCUGAGGUCCAACGCAGCGCAGGUCGAGCUUUCAGGCCAACGCUGGGCGCAAGCAGCCGUGCUGGCGUCGGCGGCUUUGGAGGAUGACCCGGCAUCUUUGAAGUCGCAGCAUCGCCUGGCCAAAGCACAGCUGGGAAUGGGCGACUGGAACAAGGCGGCUGCAACAGUAGACCAGGCCUUGCUCGAGCUCAAAGGCCAGCCUGCUGGCGAUCGCGAAGCCUUUACUGUAGAGCUCUGGAAGCUGGCCGAGCAAAUCUCCGAGAAGCUGCCAGAGUGGGUCUGGUCUGCUUCCAAGCCCGAGCAGAGGAAGGCGUCGGCGCAGGAUUACGAGAAGCGGCUCGUUGGAUGGUGGGAGUCGCCAGGCAGCUCUUUCGAGAUCAAGCUCGAGCCCUGGGGUGCCCUUGUCUUCAAGGAGGACACCCUAAAGAUCGAGCUCAUGCAGAAGAGCCAGCUGCGCUGGCGUGGGGAGGUAGAGAUGAUCUCUGGCAUGGUGCUCAACCUGUCCUAUGAGUGUCUUGGACUGCCACUCUACGACCCCUGCAGCCUACGGCGUCCUAGGGCGUCCUAG